Molecule: messenger RNA, 1759 nt
Organism: Suncus etruscus (white-toothed pygmy shrew)
Lineage: Eukaryota; Metazoa; Chordata; Mammalia; Eulipotyphla; Soricidae
Gene: NAE1
Product: NEDD8 activating enzyme E1 subunit 1
Exons: 20
Coding region: 39-1643 (534 amino acids)
Biological process (GO): protein ubiquitination; ubiquitin-dependent protein catabolic process; protein neddylation
Cellular component (GO): cytoplasm; nucleus
Molecular function (GO): ubiquitin activating enzyme activity; NEDD8 activating enzyme activity
Source: RefSeq, a predicted model, not a curated record
GGUGGUGCUGCGAGGCGGCAAGCCGGUUCGCUGCGACCAUGGCGCAGCCGGGGAAGCUGCUGAAAGAGCAGAAGUACGACCGGCAGCUCAGGUUGUGGGGUGAUCAUGGGCAAGAGGCUUUAGAAUCUGCUCAUGUUUGCCUAAUAAAUGCAACAGCUACAGGAACUGAAAUUCUUAAAAACUUAGUAUUACCAGGUAUUGGUUCAUUUACAAUUAUUGAUGGAAAUCAAGUCAGCGGAGAAGAUGCUGGAAAUAACUUUUUUCUUCAAAGAAGCAGUAUUGGCAAGAACCGAGCUCAAGCUGCCAUGGAAUUCUUACAAGAAUUAAAUAAUGAUGUCUCUGGAAGUUUCGUGGAAGAGAAUCCAGAAAACAUCCUAGACAAUGAUCCUUCAUUUUUCUGUAAAUUUACCAUUGUGGUUGCAACUCAGCUUCCGGAAAGUACAUUGCUGCAGUUAGCAGAUGUCCUCUGGAACUCUCAAAUUCCUCUUUUGAUCUGUAGGACAUAUGGACUAGUUGGUUAUAUGAGGAUCAUUAUAAAGGAACAUCCAGUAAUAGAAUCUCACCCUGAUAAUGCUUUAGAGGAUCUGAGGCUAGAUAAGCCAUUUCCAGAACUGAGAGAACAUUUUCAGUCUUAUGAUUUGGAUCACAUGGAAAAAAAGGACCAUAGCCAUACUCCCUGGAUUGUGAUCAUAGCUAAAUAUUUAGCACAGUGGUAUAGUGAGACAAAUGGACGAACACCAAAAACAUAUAAAGAAAAAGAAGAAUUCAGAGAGAUGAUUAGACAAGGAAUUCUAAAGAAUGAAAAUGGGACUCCAGAAGAUGAAGAGAAUUUUGAAGAAGCAAUUAAAAACGUUAACACAGCAUUGAAUACAACUCAGAUCCCAAGCAGUAUUGAAGAUAUAUUUAAUGAUGAUCGCUGCAUAAAUAUCACAAAGCAGACUCCAUCAUUUUGGAUUUUAGCUCGUGCCUUAAAGGAAUUUGUGGCCAAAGAAGGUCAAGGAAAUUUACCUGUUCGAGGCACAAUUCCUGAUAUGAUUGCAGAUUCUGUCAAAUAUAUAAAACUACAAAAUGUUUACCGUGAGAAAGCAAAGAAAGACGCUGAUGCUGUGGGACAUCAUGCUGCAAAACUGCUGCAGUCUAUAGGCCAGGCGCCAGAAUCCAUUUCAGAGAAAGAAUUAAAAUUACUCUGUAAUAAUUCUGCAUUUCUUCGACUGGUAAGAUGUCGGUCCUUAGCCGAAGAAUAUGGCUUGACUACAGUUAACAAGGAUGAAAUUAUUUCCAGCAUGGACAAUCCAGAUAAUGAGAUAGUAUUAUACUUAAUGUUACGGGCUGUUGAUAGAUUUCAUAAACAACAUGGUAGAUAUCCAGGGGUUUCUAACUAUCAAGUUGAAGAAGACAUAGGGAAGUUGAAAGCUUGUCUCACUGGCUUCCUUCAGGAAUAUGGAUUAUCUGUAAUGGUGAAAGAUGAUUAUGUCCACGAAUUUUGCCGGUAUGGAGCUGCUGAGCCGCACACCAUUGCUGCAUUCUUAGGAGGAGCUGCUGCUCAAGAGGUUAUCAAAAUAAUCACCAAGCAAUUCGUCAUUUUUAACAACACUUAUAUUUAUAGUGGCAUGUCACAAACUUCAGCAACUUUUCAGUUGUAGAAUAUGCACACCAUCUAAUGUGUUAAUGGUUAAUACUGUAAAUGUUUAGGUUGUGUUUUAGUCUGUAAAAUUCUGUGAAGGAACAACUAUUAAAUUGUUUACUUAAUAAACAUUUU